UGAAAAUAUAAUUUUUUCUUCCUCUUCUUAGGCUGGUUCUCUGAAUCAGAUUUCUCUAAAUGCUUGAUCCUUCAGGAUUAAGAGAGGUUUAUCCUCAAAUUAUCUAUCUAACCUUGUUAUGUACAUCUAGGUACAUAACAGUUGGUAUCAGAUUUGUUCGAUCCAUGGGGGAUAUUUGAUAUCUAGUUAGGGAGAAAUCUCAACUUCCUAACCAUACCGGGUACAUGACAUGUUCAUUCAUGAGUUAACUCUUGACAAUGGGUUUCAAGAAGACUGGGAGUUUACAAAAUCAGAUGGUGUUUGUGUGGAUUGUUGUUCUUUUCUCCUUGAUGACACUCGUUCGUUAUUCGACCGAGGUUCAUGUAUGUAUUAAUGAUACUGAAAUACGAGAUGAUAGUAAAAAAUUUGUUACAAUACUUCCAAAGGUUUACUGUAUGUUUCGAUCACAAAAGUUUUUUCAACCACAUACCGCUCAUUGGGAUAUAUUAUCAACAAUGCUUCAAGUUUGCAACUAAAGUUUUUGAUCGUGGCAAAGAAUCAGAUAGUAUUAAAGAGUCUUCUAACUCAGUUGGUGAAUAUGAAUGUGGUUUUGUUACACCUACUCCUCUGAUUUUUCUUCGUUUGUCGAUUUAACUGAGAAGGUAGAAUAUAUAUUUGGUUUGUGAGCUGUUUCCAAGUCAUGGGUACCCGUCUGAACCUCAGUUUCUGAAUUCGUUGAGCAUUAGAAUUACCUAUGUUGCUAAAUAUGGUGGGGAGUGGAAUUUGGGUGCUGCAUUUAUAGAGAGCAAUAAACUUUUGUUUCAUUUAAUGUCUAGAGUGGUGAGGUUUAACAAAGCACAUAAAGGGGUAAUGGUCAACUACAGUGGCAGGUGUGUUACUGCACUUGUUUUCAAACUGGGGAACCCAAUGAUGUUGCUAAGGAAUAGCUCAAUUGCAUUUAUGUGGGUUCUAGGGGUUGAGAUUAGUGCUAUUUACAAGUUAUGGCGUAAGAGAUUACAGGGUUCAGUUAUAUGGUCUAGGUUGAUACUUCAAGUGAUAUGUAUUCAGGAAUCUUGUGCUGCGAGGGAACCAUUUGAUCGACUAUCUCUUAGUAUUAGAUUCAAUUUCAGUGGUUCUCCAAUCUUGCAGUUGAGAGGUGGUUCAGAAAAAUCUUUGAUGGUCUGUGUUGCUGCAAAUAAAUAUGGUGGUGAGUCACAGAUUCUCUCAAGGAGAUUUACAUGCAAUUUUGUGUUUAUUUCUCUUAGUGCCAGCAAAUCUUGUCAUGAAUCUUUGCCGCAGGGGAUCAAAUUUUGCUUGCUUAAUCUCGUGUUGUGGAGUAUAGCAUGUAGUGAUGUUUUCACUUGGUUUUCCACUGCGCUACCAGAAGAACCUAGAUCUACAGUUUGCAGUCGUAAUGAAUGUUGUUCCGGUUUGGAAGAGUUUCUGGUAGUGAAAAUCGAAGUGAUGCUUGUUCUGGUUAAUGGUGAUGUAUGCUCUUAUGGAUACUUGAGGUGGAAAUCCAGAUUGUUUCUACCUGGAUUAUGGAGUGUGCAAAAGUUCACUUAUCAGUUUUCAGCUUUGACAAAAAAUUGAGUUCUCAUUCUAAGAGCCUUGGGUUUGCUCCGGUUUACAUAGAAGUUGGGUGGAACCGUGGUGAUGAUAAUACUUGUGCACAUGGAAGUGAGAAUUCUGCCAGCAUAGGGCUGUUAUCUUUGUGUUAUGCUCGCCUUAUAUCCUGGUGCUGCAAUCGACUUUUGUCGUGGAAGCAGUGCCCAUAGUCUGGUCUUCAGGACUAUUGAUAACAGUGCAUACCAUGCCAGUGAGUUCUCUGCACAGUGGGUUCCGCAUUUUAGGAAGGGGGUUAUCUGUGCAUUAUCUAUUACAUGAGACUGAUGUCUAUAGUAUUUUUCUGAUGCCAGUGGGUAUUAUAAUGGGAACUCCGACCUUAGUGGCGGUAUGUCAUUUGUUGUUUGAUAGAGGUAAAAAUCUUUCCAACGUGGUGAUAACAUUUGCAAUAAUUAGUGAGUCUAUACUCAAUUAUGUGUUGGGUGGGAUUUCUACUGGGGUUCAAAUAUUACAUGGAUUUACACCAAAGCACUUUUUCACUGAAGUUUAUGCUGUCUUUUUUGUCCUUAUGUUCAUCUAUAAGGUGUACACCCAUCCUGCAGCUCGAGGCCAGAUAGAACAGCUGCGUCAACCCAUACACAAUGGUUAGCCUUGUGGUCCUAUUAGUGCAUACAAAACGGGAGGAGAAUGGUUAUUGUCGGGCAUGCAAAUAAAGUACUUAAAAUUCUUGCCAGGGGGUUUAAUUGCAGUGGACUCAUGUCAUGUACCCGGUAUGGUUAGGAAGUGGUGGUUCACCCGAAUGAUCAUGUGCGCCAUAUCCUUGACCUUCAUCCUUGAAGACAAGGAUGUUUUCAAGGGGAGUGGAAUGUCAUGUACCCGGUAUGGUUAGGAAGUGCCCAUAUCCUAUAUGUGUCUGUCUUUAGUAAUAAUGGUAGUAUUUAGUGUAGGAGUGGGUGUAUUUAUCCAUGUAAGGAAUGGUUAGAUGAGAACCACCUGGGUUAAUGCGGGUCGUUGGAUGCUAGGGUAGAAAGAUGAGUUAUUUAUGCUCUAGUGUCUGUAAUGAAAGGGUUAUCCAAUUUUAUGAAUGAAAAUAUAAUUUGUUCUUCCUCUCUUA
This is a messenger RNA of Papaver somniferum (opium poppy), 2659 nucleotides long. RefSeq lists its product as uncharacterized. The coding region runs from base 808 to 1572 and encodes 254 amino acids. The record is from RefSeq and is a predicted model, not a curated record. NCBI's taxonomy places the organism in Eukaryota, Viridiplantae, Streptophyta, Magnoliopsida, Ranunculales, Papaveraceae. The transcript is spliced from 2 exons.